This is a messenger RNA of Nelumbo nucifera (sacred lotus), 1871 nucleotides long. Its product is annotated as pyruvate kinase 2, cytosolic-like. Gene Ontology annotation, molecular function: potassium ion binding; pyruvate kinase activity; magnesium ion binding. NCBI's taxonomy places the organism in Eukaryota, Viridiplantae, Streptophyta, Magnoliopsida, Proteales, Nelumbonaceae. Gene Ontology annotation, biological process: glycolytic process. The record is from RefSeq and is a predicted model, not a curated record.
GACAGAAACAACCUCAUAAAUCAUCCUCGUCUUCUGUAUAAAUUCUUCAACUACUACUUCCUCUCCAACUCACUAGCCAAGUUCCUCACCAAACAAACCAUCUCUCUCUCAAGCUGAACAUAAUGCAAGGAGGUCAAAUGGUGAUCGAAGAACCAGUUCGACUCGCUUCAGUUCUUACAUCUACUAUACCUAGCUACAUCCCAUCACUAACCAAAAUAGUUGGAACCCUUGGACCAAAGUCACGCUCUGUUGAGGUGAUUGAAGCAUGCCUAGAAGCAGGAAUGUCAGUUGCACGGUUCGAUUUCUCUGGGUUGAGUGCAGAGUACCACCAGGAAACUCUUGAUAAUUUGAGGAAAGCUGUGAAGAAUGUUAAAAGGCUAUGUGCUGUUAUGCUAGAUACUGCAGGGCCAGAGCUUCAAGUUUGCAAUACGACUGGUAAUCCAAUUGAGCUGAAGGCUGAAGAUCAUGUUACUAUUACUGCAGAUGUUUCUAAGGAACCAUCAGCUAAGGUCUUAACUGUCAAUUAUGCUGGACUUGCUGAGGAUGUUAAAAGGGGUGACACUAUCUUUCUCGGGCAAUAUCUUUUCACAGGAAGUGAAACAACCUCUGUGUGGCUUGAGGUAGUGGAGACAAAGGGUUCAGAUGUCAUUUGUUUGGUGAAGAAUAGUGCUACUCUUGCAGGAUUUAUUUUUACCAUGCAUGUCUCCCAAGUCCAUAUCAAAUUACCUACUUUGACUGAAAUCGAUAAACAAGUGAUAUCUACAUGGGGUUCUCGUAACAAUGUUGAUUUCAUUUCCCUUUCAUAUACCCGCCAUGUAGAAGAUGUGCGAGAGCUCAAAGCUUUUCUUCAAGCACAGAAUCUUAAUGAGACUCUAAUCUUUGCCAAAAUUGAAAAUGUGGAGGGUCUGAAGCAUUUUGAUGACAUCCUCCAAGAAGCAGAUGGUAUCAUACUUUCUCGUGGGAAUUUAGGAAUAGACCUACCACCAGAAAAGGUCUUCUUAUUUCAGAAGUCCGCUGUUUACAGGUGCAACAUGGCUGGAAAGCCUGCCAUAAUUACUAGAGUGGUGGACAGUAUGGUUGACAAUCUACGGCCAACUCGUGCAGAAGCAACUGAUGUUGCAAAUGCUGUCCUCGAUGGAACGGAUGGUAUUUUAUUAGGUGCAGAGACACUUCGAGGCCUUUAUCCUGUUGACUCAAUAAGAACUGUUGGGAGAAUUUGUGCCGAAGCUGAAAGCGUCUACAACCAGGAUCUUCAGUACAGGAGAAUAAUCAAACAUGUUGGCGAGCCAAUGUCACAUGCAGAAUCUGUUGCUUCAUCUGCGGUGCGUGCUGCAAGUAAAGUAAAGGCAGCAGUAAUUGUUGUGUUUACAUCAUCUGGGAGAGCAGCAAGGUUGGUUGCCAAAUAUAGGCCUUCUGUGCCCGUUUUUGCUAUAGUAAUACCACGUCUUAAGACAAAUUCAUUGAAGUGGAGUUUCUCUGGAACCUUACAGGCUAGGCAGAGCCUUGCUGUGAGAGGGGUGUAUCCUAUUUUGGCCAGUCCUAACAUGGUUGCUUCAGGUUUCUCCAGUGAACAGUCUGGGUUGAAACUUGCCUUCGAGCAUGGUAAAUCGGUGGGAUUGCUGAAGCCCAAUGAUCGGGUUGUUGUCUUCCAGAAGAUUGGGGACUCAUCUGUUGUCAAGAUUGUUGAGCUUCAAGAUUACCUAUGAAAAGGCACCUAUCAUUUAAUUUUUCUUAAUCCAACAUUUCGGGUAGGACGUACCCUAUUUCCAAUACUAGGGAUUACAACACCAACAUUGCUAUUACAUUAAUUCUGCUAUAAUGUUUUCUUCUUCAUGUUAAUUUAAUUAAUCCUAUCCAGCUUUCCACUGAAA